AUGGUAGGCUGCUUAAUGUUAACUCUUGCCACAGGACUCGAACCAUACAGCAGUCUGAAAACACCAUUCUUAUUUAUCAAUGCCCUUAAAAACGAAAUUCCUCCUACUGAAAUCGAUAAAAUAGAUGAUCCUCUCUUACAGAGCUUAGUUCGUAGCUGCUUCCAGCCAUCAACUAAGAGACCAACAGCACGCGAGCUCUUAGAGCAUCCUUUCUUCCAUCAACAGUUCCCUGAUAACUUGCCUUUGCAACAAGAUCCUACUUUUGAAGUUCUUUUGUGA
Trichomonas vaginalis G3 is the source of this 279-nucleotide messenger RNA. RefSeq names its product protein kinase-like (PK-like) family. The record is from RefSeq and is a predicted model, not a curated record. NCBI's taxonomy places the organism in Eukaryota, Parabasalia, Trichomonadida, Trichomonadidae. The coding region runs from base 1 to 279 and encodes 92 amino acids. Gene Ontology annotation, molecular function: ATP binding; protein serine/threonine kinase activity. Gene Ontology annotation, biological process: protein phosphorylation. Gene Ontology annotation, cellular component: cytoplasm. The transcript has a single exon.